Coccomyxa subellipsoidea C-169 is the source of this 1575-nucleotide messenger RNA. RefSeq lists its product as hypothetical. NCBI's taxonomy places the organism in Eukaryota, Viridiplantae, Chlorophyta, Trebouxiophyceae, Coccomyxaceae. The transcript is spliced from 6 exons. Gene Ontology annotation, molecular function: protein binding. The record is from RefSeq and is a predicted model, not a curated record. Bases 1 to 1575 code for a protein of 524 amino acids.
AUGGAGACCACCUACCGGCAUUGGCCGCAGCUGCUAAUACAGCAUCCAAUCACGCCGGUAAAGCUUGAGGGCGGGGCGGCUGUUUCUUCCACUGCCGACGCAAUGCAGCCCAAGGAGAUGGCCAGUUCAGGAGACGAGAGCAGCGAGGAUGUAGAUAUUGUCGGCUUGAAGGAGGGCAAGUGGGAGAUGAUUAGCAGCGGAGAGGCCCCAUGUUGGCGCAGCCAUGCAGAAACUGCUCAGCAGCUUCCUGCGGCAGGUGAUGCUGAUAUGACAACCGGCGACGCUGUGCUGUCAGCGCGUCAGGCGCCGAUGGCAGGUCCUGCCACCGAGGCGGAGGACUCGUCUUUUGUCCGGAGUGUCCUGAUGGGGGGUCCUGGCGAGGACAGGGAGGACCUGCGUGCUGACCAGGGGGUCCUUUCCGCCGGCGGGGGAAUGGAUGUGCUGGCCGGUGACUGCCGACAGCAGUGCAAGGCGCGGGCCAAUCAGCCAGAGAGGCUUUCAGAGCAUGGCAGUGAUGAGGAGGGUGAGGAAUCCGAGGGUGAUGACCCCACUGAUGCAGACUAUUUGGGAGGGCCAGAUCGCCCUGGGCCCAGCAAAAGGGAGAAACAUGCGCGCCAACUGCUGUCGAAGCAGCACACUUGGCCGGAAUGUGCCACGCAGCCAAAAGCGUGCGCCGAGAUGCGCGGACUUCUCGUUGAAGUAUUGGAUGCGUUGGAAAAGGGGGUAACCCCAGACAUUCUUGAAGUGUUCAAGGAACGAGUCAGUCCGGCAAGUGUGCCGGACUAUCGCGUCCAUGUGGCGGCCACCGACGAGGUGUGGUUGAGCUUGAUCAGGAAGCGCGCUAAGAAUGGCACUCACUAUUCGCUCGAGUCCCUAGUAAGGGACUUUGAGCAGAUGGCGGCCAACGCACGAAUCUACAACACGCCCGGCAAGGGAAGAUGGGGCGACACUGAUAUCAUUAAAGAUGCAGAGACAAUUUUGUCCGUUGUGAAGAGGGAGAUUGAGCUGCGCGCUGCUCAGUUUGCAGCCUUGACUGCACAGACAGCCCCAGAGGCUGCCUGCGGAGUCAACAUCGUGGCUAAUUGCGCCACCGGCAGCAUGCAAGCCAACACCAGCGCAGAUGAGAGCUCUGCUGCAAGGGAGCACCAGGACAUUGACCAGCAAGACGGCACAGCUGCCGUUGCAGGGCCCCCCAGCGGCACUGAGGGAGGGCCCCCCGCUCUGGCAGGGGGGUGCCAGAGGUCAGAGCUCCAAAGGCAGGGGUCAGGGGUGCCGCUUUCGGAGCUCAUAGCCGCCCGCCGCGCCGCGGUCCGGCAGGCCUCGGUGGGGGACCCGGGUGAGCAGGACCCCGCGGCGGUGGUCCCAGCGGGGGGGCCAGGCGGCCUGCAGCCGCGGCAGCCGUCAGCCGCCCAGUUGAUUCCUGCGCAUACGCAGCCAAUGCAGCAGCCAGCCCCUGCGAGCGAUGCCAAUGCCGUCCCUCAAAACGAUCUCAUUCAGCCGCUGGGGUUAGCUCCGGCAAUCCCCCAAAGUUCUGGGGUGGAGAAAACGCCAGCGCCACGCCAGCCGGCUCGAUGA